This is a messenger RNA of Sphaerodactylus townsendi, 934 nucleotides long. It is a transcript of the gene PTPMT1, whose product is annotated as protein tyrosine phosphatase mitochondrial 1. The transcript has 4 exons. Gene Ontology annotation, molecular function: phosphatidylinositol-4,5-bisphosphate 5-phosphatase activity; phosphatidylglycerophosphatase activity; protein tyrosine/serine/threonine phosphatase activity. Gene Ontology annotation, biological process: protein dephosphorylation. NCBI's taxonomy places the organism in Eukaryota, Metazoa, Chordata, Lepidosauria, Squamata, Sphaerodactylidae. The record is from RefSeq and is a predicted model, not a curated record. The coding region runs from base 174 to 734 and encodes 186 amino acids.
GCGCUGGAAAACGGCGCUGCCGGCAGGGCUCCCCCUCGAGCCGCCCUCCAGAACCAGACUUUCAACUUCCUGAUCGCCCCUCCGGCCUCCCCCUUUCUUCGCCGCGGAAUGGAUUCCUCCAGCCGUUUCUUCCACAAACCUCCGCACAGCCGCGAGGCUUCGGGCCCGAGAUAAUGAUCCCGGCCGCGCUGAGUCCCGGCUUGGCGCGGCUCCUCUUCUACCCGACGCUUCUCUACACGCUGGUGCGGGAGCAGUUGCCCGGGUCGCGACGGCCGUGGUUCAGCCGCAUCGACCGCGCUGUGGUCCUGGGAGCGCUGCCUUUGCGGGGAAGAUGCCGCCAGCUGGUAGAAGAGGAGAAUGUGCGAGGUGUGGUCACAAUGAAUGAAGAAUAUGAGACUCGCUUUCUGUGCUGCUCUCCCCAGGAGUGGAAGGCAAUGGGUGUAGAAUGCCUGCGCCUUAGCACUGUGGACCUGAUUGGAGUACCCUCAUUGGAAAACUUGCAGAAAGGUGUACAGUUUGUACUGAAGCAUCGUGAAUGUGGAAACAGUGUUUACGUGCACUGCAAAGCUGGCCGCAGUCGUAGUGCCACUAUGGUUGCGGCAUAUUUAAUUCAGCUGCACCAGUGGACUCCUCAAGAAGCAAUAGACACCAUUGCUAAGAUUCGGCCUCAUAUCAUCAUCCACCAGAAACAGGUACAAUUACUAGAGAACUUUUAUAGGAACAUAACUGUUUGAACUCCUGCAGAAGGAAGACAAGAACCACCAAAGGCAGAGGAUGGACUGGCAGGUGGACAGGAAUGCUCACUGCCAGGAGAGCAAAAGCCACCAGAAUAUACACAAGAUCCCUCUUGGAAUUCAUCUGAUUUGUAACAUUCUGUUGAUUAUAAACAGGAAUGGCUUCUCUACCAAUAAAUAAUCUUCCCACUGCCUAAGAA